AUGCCGUAUGCUCGAUACGAGUGGCGCGGAAAGCUGCUUAAGUGCGAGCAACAAGAUCUUCUUGAUCUCUUCAAGGUAGGCUCGCACGUAAGCACACGCCGAUCGCCUCAGCCACCCCACAUGACGCGAGCAAUGCAAAAUUUCGCUCACGAGAUGGCCGUCCAAGGACUAAAGCCAGCGCGUAUCCGCACCGGAUUAAUGAGAAAGUUUAACCUUGGCCCCGAUACGUUGCCGCAACUUAAGGUCGUGCAACGUUCUGUCUACAACUACCUUUCCAAAACCGUUGGGGCUAAUGACUACCUCGACGACUUGAGGCGUAUGAUACGGGAAACAGCCUUUACAGGCCAAGAGCAAGAUUUCGAUGCAUUUUCAUUCACGUGGAGGACGGAAGAAGAUGGUAGACCGUACGUUGGGUCGGGAGCUGAUGAGAACCCGUUUUUGGUGGGGGUGUCAUCGAAGACACUACUACGCCAGGCAGAUCGGAAUCCUGCGACUUUCGUCCUGGACAUGGACGCAACGUUCAAAUUGAACCACGUGGACUACCCUGUGUUUGUCGUAGGCAUUACAGACUGUUGCCGAAAGUUUCAUCUUAUGGCAAUUUUUGUGUCUUCACAAAGGAAAGAAAUUCAUUUUUCUGAGGCGUUAAUGGCUCUCCGGAAGGUCUACUCUCAAGUGACCGGUAAGCAAUUAGCUGUCCGAUUUGCAAUGGGUGACGCAGACGACGCUCAAUACAAUGCCGUUGUCCGUGUACUCGGAGCUGAUUACGAAGUUGAAGUGCUUAUGUGCUUUUACCAUGUAGCUGCAAAAGUGCAUGAGAAGACUAGGAAGCUUCACCAUUCUCUCUACACUGUAGUGACUAGUGGUGUGCAUGACUUGCACUUUGCCGCCAGUGAGUUGGAGUAUGAAGAAGCCAAAACACGAAUCUUGAACGACUGGGCGCUGCACCCGGGCCUCGAGAGCUUCACGGAAUAUUUCAAGCAACAAUGGUUAACCGGUCGAUUUUGGAGAUGGCAGGUCUCCCAUACUCCUCCAGCAUUUGCUGUCACGAAUAAUCCCGUUGAAACGUUUAACGCGUCCCUCAAACGCGUCCCUCAAACGCGAUUACACGCAGCGUGUAAGGAUGAAAAUGGGCUCCCUGCUGCGUCAGCUAAUGACAUGCUGCACACACGAAAGCACCACUUCCAGAUCAUUUGCUGUAGACCCAGCACCAAGUGUCACCCUUGUCCGACGCGUUAG
Messenger RNA from Phytophthora nicotianae INRA-310, 1236 nucleotides. RefSeq lists its product as hypothetical. The coding region runs from base 1 to 1236 and encodes 411 amino acids. The record is from RefSeq and is a predicted model, not a curated record. The transcript has a single exon. NCBI's taxonomy places the organism in Eukaryota, Oomycota, Peronosporomycetes, Peronosporales, Peronosporaceae.